AUGAACCACGGAUACGACGAUUCAGAUGAGGAAUACGAUUACGCUACUCCCCCUGUCCUCGGAGGAGCAGCAGGAGGAAUGGGCGGGGGUGGACCAAGUGCGUUACUGAGUCAGCUGAUGGGUGGGAUGGGAAGGUACACAUACAGAGCACCACCUCCUUCAGCAUAUGACGAGUACUAUAAGGCAUACUCUGUGGCUGUUAUGGGAGGACGAGAAAGACCAGAGUUGAUGUAUGGUGGAAAGAUCAUCAUGCCCCCCUCAGCUUUAGCUAAACUAUCCGCACUUGACAUCCCAUCACCAUGGACAUUCCAGAUUCGCAAUCCCCGUAAUCCCACUGUCCAUCAGACUCACGCUGGUGUACUGGAAUUCAUAGCUGAGGAAGGGAUCGUACAUCUUCCCGCUUGGAUGAUGAAAACGCUUGAUUUGACCGAGGGCGAUCCGAUACGAUUAACAGGUGCGAAAUUACCUAAAGGAAAGAUGGUCAAGAUCCAAGCUCAGUCGACGGAUUUCUUACAAGUCUCAGAUGCUAAAGCUGUGCUCGAAUCUGCUCUUCGAUUCUACUCCGUCCUCACCAAAGGCGACAUUAUCGAAAUCACUUACAACUCCCUCACUUUCGAAUUCCUCAUAAUGGAGACAUAUCCGGAGAACGCACCAGGUAUAUCAGUGAUAGAUACAGAUCUCGAAGUGGAUUUCGCCACUCCGGUGGGGUACGUGGAGCCUCCUCGACUCGCUCCUGCACCUAUCCCGACCAUGGCAGAUAAACUCAAGAUCGAUUUAUCAGAAACCCACUCUGUAUCUGCUGGUUCAUCCAGACCUGGUACCAGCUUGAGCAAUAGAGGUACAACGGGCGGAGCAGGAGGUGGAGGAUCGGGAGACGCCACGCCUAUAGAGAGUUUCACAGGUGUGGGACAGAGUCUGAAUGGGAAGAAGGUGAAAGGGAAAGGAUUAGCGAAGAAGAUUGAACAGGUUGAUCAGAGUAGUAAGAUCAAUCGGAAUGAUGGUCCACGGAUAAUCACACCUGAAUCAUUAGCAGAUGACGGACGAAAAAUACCUGCAGCUCUAGUUCUACCCGAAGGGAAAUUCUUCUUUGGAUUCAAAUACAUCCCAUUCGAUCCUUCCAAAGCGCCUAAGAAGUCCGACGAAAAUUCCGAGUCGACCAAUGGCAGCUUACAACCGUUUGGAGGGAGUGGUCAAACAUUGGCUAAUCGUCCUCCGAAAGGUGCACAAUCACCAUUCAGACAACCUUCUCCACCUCCUGAAUCUAAACCUGAAGUGAAAGAGGAGAAACCUGAUCCAUGGGCUAAUUUAGGAAGUGGAAAUACUCUCAAGAAGUCUGCAACUCAAAUAGCGAAAGAAAAGGAAAAAUCAAGACAGGAGGUUAUAGAUGCUACGAUGUUGGAUGAAGAUGAUUUCAUGUUUGAUGGUGGAGAUGAUGAGGAUGAUGUAAUUGAGAUUGAUUCGGAUUAG
Kwoniella botswanensis is the source of this 1467-nucleotide messenger RNA. RefSeq lists its product as uncharacterized. Gene Ontology annotation, cellular component: VCP-NPL4-UFD1 AAA ATPase complex. Bases 1 to 1467 code for a protein of 488 amino acids. The record is from RefSeq and is a predicted model, not a curated record. The transcript has 8 exons. Gene Ontology annotation, molecular function: polyubiquitin modification-dependent protein binding. NCBI's taxonomy places the organism in Eukaryota, Fungi, Basidiomycota, Tremellomycetes, Tremellales, Cryptococcaceae.